Lagopus muta (rock ptarmigan) is the source of this 3839-nucleotide messenger RNA. It is a transcript of the gene ANGPTL7, whose product is annotated as angiopoietin like 7. The transcript is spliced from 5 exons. The coding region runs from base 271 to 1314 and encodes 347 amino acids. NCBI's taxonomy places the organism in Eukaryota, Metazoa, Chordata, Aves, Galliformes, Phasianidae. The record is from RefSeq and is a predicted model, not a curated record.
GGCCAGAAAGCUUCACAUAGUUUUAGGGGGUGGAAGUAAACAGAAAAAAUGUAUUUAAGAUGCUUUGAGAGAGACUUAGGAAGCUCAUACUCUGACAGGAGGGGUCUGAAAAAAGGCUGAUUCUUCAGGCUCCACCUUCACAGGCUCACUUCAUUGGAAGAAAGCUAGGUACCAUUCUGCUGCAGCACUUGCAGCAAGUUUCCUACAUACCCCAGCUGCACUCAGACUGCCCGCAGUCAGUUGGGAGUUUUCUGUUGCUGUAAGCAAAAAAUGCCAGCAAGAUCCACUGUUCAGCUGGCAUGGCUCUGCAUUAUCACUGUGUCUGUUGCUGUCUAUCCAGCACUGCUGCAGAAGCCUCCUAAAAGGAGGACGAUCAAUGGGAACGGACAGUCCAAGAUGACGGGAUGCUGCGAUGAGAUUAAAGAGCUCAAGUUGCAAGUAGCCAACCUGAGCAGAAUGCUGCAGGAGCUGAGCAAGAAGCAGGAAGGUGACUGGGUGAACGUGGUCAUGCAGGUGAUGGAGCUGGAAGGAAGCACCAAGCAGAUGGAGUCCCGCCUCAUUGAUGCUGAGAGCAAGUACUCCGAAAUGAACAACCAGAUAGAUAUCAUGCAACUGCAGGCAGCUCAGACGGUCACGCAGACUUCGGCUGAUGCUGUCUAUGACUGCUCAUCACUUUAUCAGAGGAACUAUCGCAUCUCUGGUGUUUACAAGCUACCUCCUGAUGAAUUUCUGGGGAGUCCAGAUCUGGAGGUGUUCUGUGACAUGGAGACAGAUGGAGGUGGCUGGACAAUCAUUCAGAGGCGUAAAGUUGGUCUGACAUCUUUCAAUAGGGACUGGAAACAAUACAGGGAUGGAUUUGGCAACAUUCGGGGAGAUUUUUGGCUGGGAAAUGAAAACAUCUACCGACUUUCACGGCGUCCCACUGUUCUGCGGGUAGAGUUGGAGGACUGGGAAGGUAACAUACGCUACGCACAAUACAAGCAGUUCACCCUGAGCAAUGAAUUAAACAGCUACCGUCUUUUUGUGGGCAACUACACUGGCAACACAGGACGUGACUCCCUGAGGUACCACAACAACACAGCCUUCAGCACAAAGGACAAAGAUAACGACAAGUGUGUGGAUGACUGCGCCCAGUUCCGUAAAGGUGGAUAUUGGUACAACUGCUGCACAGAUUCCAACCUGAACGGCGUUUACUACCGCAAAGGAGAACACACCAAAAACAUGGAUGGUAUCACCUGGUAUGGAUGGCAUGGCUCAACCUAUUCCCUAAAACGGGUUGAGAUGAAGAUCCGGCCAGAGGACUUCAAACCAUAGAGGAAAUCAAUCCCUGAUCACACAGCUACAUGAUGCCACUAUAGAGAAGGUGGGCAACUGACAACUCCCACCAAUUAACUGUCCACUUCAUCUAGUAUGUGCAAAACAUGCACAGUAUGUACACACAGAGUCACUAAGGCACACCAAACACCAGAUACAGCCACCAGUGUUAUCAGGGCUCACACUUAUCUCCUCCUCUGAAGAUUCUUUCUAAAGGGAUAAAUACUGUGUUAGAAUAGGUUAGAACAAAAGGCAAAACACCUCCUGCGCUUACAGCACCUUCAGAAAACUUCCUGGUGUGUUUUCACUAGCAUUGCAACUCGUGGGUUGUACUGAUCAGUUAGGCAGGGACUGCAAAAAGAAAGCCUCCUUGUUCCCAUUCCAUCUGUCAAGUGUAAGUAUUGCUGCUUAGCUCCUUUCAAGAGGGAUUCAAAUCACAAAAGCAACAUAUUGGUCUCAAACCAAAUCACCAAACAGAAGUGUUCUUGAUGUACCUUUUUUCAGCUUACAUCCCCACAGAAGGAAGAACGAAGCCCAAACGUUCUCCAUAAGCUACUAUUGUGCAGGUUCUCUCCUGAAGUUUUACUGCCAUCUCCUGCUGCUGUCCCCACAGACAGCUGCACACAGCAGACAGUGCAUGGAGAAAGGAUUUAUCCCAUAUCCUAUACAAUACUUAUUCCUAAAGCCUGAUAAAACUAGAUUACAACAUUUCAGGCCACCACCAAAUUAUGUUCAUGUUAGGAUAUAGAAGUGUUCCAUAAGGCAGUAAGAAAAUAAGAAAACAGCAAGUUAGCAAAAAUAAAGACCCAGCCAACCAACCCCACUCCCACACCUGAAACCACUGUAUCCUUAAGCAAAACACUACUACACACCUGAGAACCCAAGUUAUUAAAUCACACUUCAUAGGCUGAGAAAUAUCCACAUUUGUUCUGAAGAUCUUCCUACUGAAAGUGAACUGGAGAUGUUAUGUUGAAAAUCAGUAUCUUGUUUCUCCCUUUUAUAACACAGUGUUGCAAAUAACAUUAAAAAAGGCUCCUCCCAUAGCCAUACUCGUUUGAAUAUGUUGGAAAAGAUAGUUAUAUUUAAUAUAUCUAUUUUUAUUCACCUUAAAGAGGACUUGAAUCUAAUUUAAAUUGUUUGGUCUCAUAUGAAAAUGGAGAUAGAAGUGUCAGAAAUUGCUUUAUGUAUGUUUGAUUAUUAAAUGUUUGACUAUUCAUACUAUAAAUUUCAGCUGCAUGGAACUAUAGCUGGAACCAUUUUAACUGUGGUCUAGAAAGAGGAUUUGAAAGAUUUCUAAACUUUAAGAUUUCUAAUAAAUUGCCUUUCAUUUUUAAUCUUGAUUUAUUUCAACUCUUUGCUCCUUAACUUGCUUUGUGGUGCACAAAGAAAUAACUGCACAACUGACCACAACUGACACACUGAAUUCGGUAUCUUUUCCUCAGAAAAAUAAAAGGACAAAUGAAACAAAUCAAAUAGAAGCUGGGAGCAAGGUGGGGAGGGAACAAGGAAGCAAACUCCAAGGAGUUAUAAGGAUUGAAAAAUGACAGCAUACAGACAAAGCCAAUUUUUGUUUAACCAAAAUCAACCUGUCGAUAUCAGCUCGGAGCAUUAAUGUUAAAAGGAUAAGAAAGAGAUUCAUGUUUGAAAACGUGUUGUUUAGUACCAAACCCUUCAGAGUUCUGAAGCCAAGAGGUGUAUUAUUAAGCAGAGCUGCUGGUAGGCAGAGAAGGGUUACACCACAGUGCAAUGGCAGAAAGCCUCCUGAAAUUAUAAUAAUAUGGAUCCAAAGUUAUAAUCUCUCUUAAAAGAAAGAAAUCUAAAGAAAUCACUUUAGCAGAACUUCUGUUCCUACAGUGAGUGACACUUUGUUCUAGUGUUUCUGUGGGCACACUCUGAAGUCAGGCUUUUGAACUCUGAGACAGCAGAACAAAGCAACUGCAAGAUGAAAAUGGAAAGAGUCUCAAGAGGGCACGAGACCACUCUUCUUCAGAACAUGCACAGUAGCUUCCUCUGCUUUGUUAUUAACUGUGCAUGUAUUCCAGACAGGGGGGUUGAAACUAAAUAAUCUUUGAGGUCCUUUUCAAAUCAGGCCCUUGUAUGAUUCCAUGAUUUUUGUUGACAAAGCUCAGGACAGUACGCUACCCCAUUCAAUACAGCGUGUUCAAUUUGAUAUAUGAAGAAUGAAGUCUACCUAAGCCAGAAGAGUAGAAUUUGACUAGAAAUUUUAGCUUCAGCUGUUCUGGCUUAUUUAUUUGUAGGUAUAGAAGUCUCUUUCAUUUAUGUUAAAGCCACUCCAAAUAGCCCCAUGCUGAACUUGAAGGUAUAAGGGAGGAAAUCAGAACUAUCUCCACCUUUUCAGCUUCCUGUAGCAGAAUUUAGCAGUCAGGAGUGUACAUCUACAAGCUAGAGAAGGUAAGCCUACAAUAGAGACUUGUGGUAGAAAUUCUAACAACUGUCCAUAUUCAUCUUCAUAGUUUCCUAAAUUGCGAAGUGACGUGGGAGCAAAAAAAUCUCAUCAGCUGUGG